Molecule: messenger RNA, 999 nt
Organism: Wickerhamiella sorbophila
Lineage: Eukaryota; Fungi; Ascomycota; Dipodascomycetes; Dipodascales; Trichomonascaceae
Exons: 1
Coding region: 1-999 (332 amino acids)
Source: RefSeq, a predicted model, not a curated record
AUGGAUGUUCGGAGCAGUGCGAUAUUCAUUGCCCAAAACGCUCAAUAUGUUUCGGUAGAUCCCGCUGCGUGCAGAGAAGUGGCAGCUGGUAUCUACGAUCAGAUCCAGCGGCAGAAAUACUCCACGCAGACGUGGGCAACUCACGAGCUGAAUCAACGUUGUAAGCUACUCGACACCGAGGGCCAGGUGGACUGGGUAUUCACCGUUGAUACCCUUAACUUCAGCUUUUGGAGCGAUCGAGAAACGUCCGAAAGAUACACUGUCGAAUAUAAUGGGAAAAAGUACACGGGGUAUUGGUCACUUUGUGCAGCUAUCAACAGGGCUUUGGACGAGGGUAUUCCUGUAACGACGCCGGCGUUCUGGAGGUCUGACGAGUUCAAUUUGGAAGCGUGUGCCCACAUUUUCAGAUCCUGUACCGCAGAACAAAUUCCAUUGCUGGACCAGCGUCUGGCAGUGUUGAAAGAGGCCGGGGCUGCUUUAGCCAACACAGCAUUCUCUGAUGUGCUUCGGAGUUGCAACUGUUCUGCGUCAAGGCUGCUAGACUGGGUGACCACUAACUUGCAAAGCUACAAUGACCGGUUUGUCUAUCGCAAUAUGAAAGUGAGCAUCCUCAAGCGAGCCCAGAUCCUUGUCGGAGAACUUUGGGCCUGCUUCAAUGGAGAAGGACUCGGUCGCUUUGACGAUAUUGACAACAUUACAAUGUUUGCCGAUUAUCGCGUACCCCGGAUUCUUUACCGGCUCAACUGUCUGCGGUACAGCGAUCAGCUGGAGGCGGUGCUGCGAGCAGGCACCCUAAUGGAAUCUGGCAGCGACGCUGAAAUUGAGCUCCGGGGCACGUCAAUCGAAGCAGUUGAGCAGAUUGUCCACCAUAUUAAAACCGAGCAUCCUGAAACAGCAGUCAAUGCCAUCUUGGUUGACUUUUAUCUCUGGGACGCAGCAAAAGCGCAGGAACAGUCUGCUACUAUCCCAUGUCAUAGAGUUCGUAGUGUGUUUUAUUAA